AUGGCACCCCUAAAGCUCAAUACCAAGAACCUGCAGUCAAUUAAGGUCGCAGGCGAUGGGCAGAUACAAAUCCCAACCCAUCGUUUCCGCGAUGGUACCGUUAAGGAGGGAAUCGUCCACAUUGGUGUUGGCGGCUUCCACAGAGCUCAUCUGGCCGUCUACGUCGACCAGUUGAUGGAGAAGCAUGGUGAAACUGACUACGCAAUUUGCGGCGUUGGCUUGCAACCCUUCGAUGCCGCCAUGCGUGAUGUCCUGAGAGAGCAGGACCACCUCUACACCGUCCUGGAGCGCUCUGACAAAGGAAGCUUUGCCCACGUUGUUGGAUGCAUCAAUUCCUAUCUCUUUGCCCCUGACAACCGCGAAGCCGUCAUUGCCAAGAUGGCCCACCCUGAUACCCGUAUUGUAUCGCUCACCAUCACCGAAAGCGGCUACUACUACAACGAAAACACCCACGAGCUCCUGAGCGAUCACCCUGAUAUCCAGUCCGAUACCAAAAAAGGCAACGAAAACACACCGUGCACAACCUUCGGCUUCCUCUACGCUGCCCUAGCACGACGCUACCGCGCGACCCCAGAUGCGAAGCCCUUCACCGUCAUGUCGUGCGAUAACAUGCAGAAGAACGGCUCUAUCACACGUCAUAUGCUAGUAUCAUUUGCGCGCUUGAUGGGUGACCCUAAGAUCGCGGACUGGAUUGCCGAGAAAGGCGCCUUCCCCAACGCCAUGGUCGACCGCAUCACACCUCAAACAUCAAACGAGGACAAAAAAGAACUAGCGAAGGACUUUGGAAUUGAGGACGCAUGGCCCGUCGUCACAGAGCCCUUUAUGCAAUGGGUUAUUGAGGACCAGUUCUCCAACGGCCGCCCAGAUUUCGCAAAGGUCGGUGUCCAGGUUGUCAAGAAUGUCCAUGACGUCGAGGAGUUCGAGAAGCACAAGCUCCGUCUACUCAACGGCAGUCAUUCUGCCAUCGGCUACCCCGGCCAACUGGCAGGCUUUGACUACGUCCACGAAGUGAUGCAGAACCCGCACAUGCGCAAGUUGGUAUGGGAGAUGAUGCAAGAAGAGGUGAAGCCGCUCUUGCCGGAAAUCCCAGGCGUCAACAUUGACGAUUAUUGCAAGACGCUCAUAAAGCGCUUCUCCAACUCAAAAAUCAAGGACCAGUUGCCCCGCAUCUGCCUCAAUGCCUCCGGCAAGAUCCCACAAUUUAUCAUGCCGUCAAUUGCCGAGGCGAUUAUGGAGAGCAAUGAGAAGCAACGUGAAUAUCCUUUCCGCCGCCUGUGUUUCGUCGCGGCCUCUUGGUUCCUUUAUAUCAACGGUGUCGAUGAUAACGAAAAUACGUUCGAUGUCAUCGACCCUAUGUUCGAUGAGCUCAAGGCUGCGGCUGAGGCCGGCCGCGGUGGCCCCAGCCAGCUGCUUGAAAUCAAGAACCUCUUCGGUGACGACUUGCGCGAAUGUAAGCGGUUCACCGAUGAGAUGGAACAGGCCAUGAAAGACAUCGCUGAAAAGGGUGUCUUGAAAACACUGGAAGAGUACUUUCCUGACCGAACCUGA
This is a messenger RNA of Penicillium egyptiacum, 1548 nucleotides long. The record is from the annotation of a GenBank genome assembly. Lineage: Eukaryota; Fungi; Ascomycota; Eurotiomycetes; Eurotiales; Aspergillaceae.